This is a messenger RNA of Necator americanus (New World hookworm), 2139 nucleotides long. RefSeq lists its product as uncharacterized. The coding region runs from base 1 to 2139 and encodes 712 amino acids. Lineage: Eukaryota; Metazoa; Nematoda; Chromadorea; Rhabditida; Ancylostomatidae. The record is from RefSeq and is a predicted model, not a curated record. The transcript is spliced from 20 exons.
AUGAUUCGAUCAUCGGACACUGUUCAGGAAAACCAUCACAAUGGUGGCAGCGCCUUUGAGAUAGACCACAGACUUCGCGAAGAUUUUCAUACGGAAACAUCAGUAGGUCGAGUUAAUGAGCACUGCGAUCAAAUCCUCUGUUCUGGUGAGGAAGGAGAACUUUUGACGGAUAUCGUCGAUGUGGCUGAUGAAGUUGAAAUUAAACCUACCUCUUCUGUCGAAUGGAAUAAUUCAGUUUUACACGAACGGAAGAAUCUUGCACCGGCUACAGUGCUUAAAACCAGCGACUUUCUCAGAAGUCGGCCACAAUUAUUCGUCGGCACUGGUCAGUCUAUAAGUGCUCGAGAAUGCAGCUCGCUUCAAUGGGGAGACCCAGGUGAUUUUCCUGGCUCUUCUACUGGAUCGCAAACUGUACCUGGAAUGAAGUCACUUUUCAAAAUGUAUGGUGAAGUGGCUGUCCGCAAGGCUGCUCAUGCGGAUCUUCUUCGUUGUGACUAUGAAAUGACGGAAGGAGGCGAAGAUAGCAUAUCAGCUUCAUACCCGGGUGCUGAACAUGUUUUAGAAGUCCCCUUAGAUGAUGAGUCUGGAAAUUCGGAUUUUUUUGCAUUGGAUCCUGGUCAAAUUUAUAGUAAAAGGAAACAGCUGAUUCAUAAACAUCAGAGGUGGCCUUUGUACUGGGAUCGACCUAUCGAUUUCCAGGAAGCAUCUUAUAUUUUGACUGGUGCUGUGCCUGUGCAAGAAAGUAAAGUGUGUAAUAGCAUUCCGCAAGGCUUCCGUGGAGAAGGCACUUUCGUUGUGAACUGUGAAAAUCUUCAUCGAACUUAUUGUAACCAUGAUGGUUUAGGUUCGUGGGGAAGACCUACUGGACGAAAUCGGUACUAUGGCAACUCUAGUAAUGGAGUGUUCACACGAAUGGACGAUGGUCGUGGAAAUUUGCUUCCACAAGCAAAAUAUAUUUGGAAAUGUAUGAUGCGAAGAUACGAACAUCCUGUGACGGUUAACGUGAACGGUGGACAAAAUCGUUUCAUUAAGAAGAUUUACUCCGCCUUAUAUCCACCUGAGCGCAAGGAAGUGAUAUCAUUUAUUGUAAUUACAUACGAAUGGAUUGGCGAGCCGUUCGAUUUUAGAGUUAUUCCUAUACCCGUGAAAAAUCGAAGAGAUGGACCGCCAGUUCCGCACCCACCUCCAGGAUCGAAAGACUGGCAGGCAGCAUCGUUCCAAGGAGGCGCAAUGGCUGCUCUUCCCGCCACAUGUUCCGCUUAUUUUGGUGAUUGUCCUUUAUAUGCAGUUGGAGCGAUUGAUUUUAAUGCUGCCGCUUCCAUUAUUUUGGGAGGAACCGUUGUGGAGCCAUCGAAAAUAUGUAACCGAGUUCCACAGGGGUAUCGCGACUGCGGAACAUUCGUGAUUGACCUGUGCAAUUUUGUCACGGAUGCCGAGUUGAGAAGAGACGAUAACGGCUGCUGGGGUAAACCCGCUGGAAACUCUAGAUACUAUAAAAUUGAUUCUGAUACUGGCGAUGCUGUGCGUGUAGAUCGUGGGUGUAAACUCAUAGAAGGAGCCGAAUACGAUGUGCAGAUUCUGUCGAAGCGUUAUGAACAUCCGUCUGUAAACGGAAGAUUUGUCCGUAAAAUUUAUACUGGAAGGAGUCCAGCAAAAAGCAGGAUUUACGAGGCUUGUAUGAUGUUGGCUGUGAUGACGUAUUAUUGGAAAGGAGAACCGGAAUAUUUUGAAGCGGGUCCUCAGAGAAGGGUGAGGGUGCCUGAAGGAGCUGAACGUGAACGCCCCAUGAACUCCAUAUAUUCAACUCAACCCAUGCAAUCACUUUCUUCAGAUCGAAAUUCUCCUCCAUUGAAACGCUUUCGUAGAGACAUGGACGAGGGAGCAUCUAGUGAAAGUACUCAUACUGUCAUGUAUAGGACUGAAUAUGAGUUACAGGAAAGACAAGCAAGAUUAUUGGAUCGUUUUGAAGCAUUCAUGGAUAGAAUGGAGCGAAUUAGUAUGUGCCUUCCACAAAUUCAAGAAUCUGACCAACAAGUAUGGUUAACUGAAGCUUCUCAUGGAGACGAAGUAGCCCACGAGGAGGAAAUAAUGUUGGAAGAUGGAAUCUAUAAUGAAGAAUACGUAUCCAAUAUUUCAUGA